AACGACCGAUCCCGGCGAUUCACGGAUGGCUCGACAAUCUGGGAACCUUCGAUCGGUUGAUACCCCUGCUGCCCAACUACAUCGGAGUGGUCUGCAUCGAUCUUCCCGGACAUGGAAGAUCCGCUCACCUUCAACAGGGAAUGCGCUACGCCGUCUACGAUUACAUGUAUGUCAUCCCUCGAGUGAUGAAGGAGUACGGCUGGUCGAAGGUCUCGUUAAUGGGUCACUCAUUGGGUGGCAUCUUAAGCUUUAUUUACACGGCAUUGGCACCACAUACAGUGGACAUGGUCAUUUCCCUGGAUAUAUUAAUGCCGUGGGAACCGGUCUCCAAAACGGUUCUGCAAAAUUUGGCCAACAGCAUGGAAAAGCACCUGGUGGAAGAGGACCGUCAGGAGAAGGGUAACAUGCACGAGCCUCCCUUCUACACCCUCGCAGAGCUGACCAAGGUUUUGGCCAAAGGAAGUUACAACUCGGUGACCCCAGAGUAUGCCAAACACCUGCUUCACCGGCAGGUGUUGAGAUAGAUAGAUAGAUAGAUAGAUUCUACUUCUCCAGAGAUGGCCGAGUAUAAACAAAUGCUAAUGCAAUCUGAAGUUCCUGAGGGGCUGGUGAAGCUUAUCCGGAGAAAACCCUACCUGAUCAUAAAAGGGUCAAAUUCUCCAUUUCUGGGAGCUGAUACCGAAAAGGCAAUUGCCAUCUUACGCCGAAACAAUCCGCACUUUGAGUUCUACGAGUUUAAAUAA
Drosophila erecta is the source of this 743-nucleotide messenger RNA. Its product is annotated as probable serine hydrolase. Lineage: Eukaryota; Metazoa; Arthropoda; Insecta; Diptera; Drosophilidae. The record is from RefSeq and is a predicted model, not a curated record. The annotation marks the transcript as partial. The transcript has a single exon.